AUGGAUCACUUUAAAAGUGAAAUUAAAAAAGCACCUUUCGUAUCAAUUGCGCUUCAUGAAACCACAGAUGUAGCAAACUUAAGUCAAUUAUCCAUUGUUGUGCGAUAUGUAUUGGAUGGCAUUCCUCAAGAGCGAUUCUUAGGAUUUUGGGACGUCACUAGCGAACGACCAGCAGAUGCAUUGUUUAAAAUUGUUUGUGACAUUAUUUUAAGUUUAGAAUGUGGUUCUAAGCUUGUUGCCCAGAGCUACGAUGGUGCUGCCGAAAUAGCUGGCCAUUUAGAAGGCCCUUCAAGGCAACUCAGUGUUAGUAAUAUUAACAGUAAACCCAAACUUACCGAGCUCUUUGAUAGGCUAGAGACACAACUUCAAAUUUUAGGCGUCACUACCGAAAAGUGCGCAACUAUCUUACUCCCAUUAGUCGAAUCUUGUAUUCCGCAGGAUACCCUAAGAGCAUGGCUGAGAAAUUCGUCAUAUGUAACCUUCAAUUCCCAAACUCGUUUGGAGAAAUUAUUAGAAUUCUUAAAAAAAGAGGUUAAAAACGAGGAGAGAAUUUUUAUGGCUGUUUCUGGAUUUGAAGUUCCCGAAAAUAAAAAAAGAGAGUUUCAGAAAGAAUGCAAUAUAGCAACAGUUGCUCCGUUAAUAAGCAAAAGAUACAAAAAAAGCACGAGCAGGAUACUUUUAGAUGCUUUAGAUCAGGAUAUAUGCAACGUUUUUUCCGUGAGAAUGGGUCCAUGGACCGAAGAAUUAAUAUUGAGUAUCAAAGUUUACCACGAAGCAAACAUACUGGCAGAAGACAGGAACUAA
Molecule: messenger RNA, 804 nt
Organism: Psylliodes chrysocephalus
Lineage: Eukaryota; Metazoa; Arthropoda; Insecta; Coleoptera; Chrysomelidae
Source: the annotation of a GenBank genome assembly